UCGGCGACGCGCUUUCCGCGUCGGCUCGGCUCGGCUGCUGCCUCUAGUUCCCAGUGUGGACUACUGACAGCCAGCUGUGCGGCUAACACGACGACGACAAUAACAGCUGCGGACCCACCGCCUUCGAACAUUUAACGCUCCACUCCUCCGGUGCGCGUUUGGGAGGCGAUCUAAAGCUCAAGAGAGAGAAGAGAGGAAAAAGAAGAGCGAAAAGGGCUCGUUUCGUCGUUGGUUCCUGUGCUAGCUUAGCUGAAGACGAGCAUUCCUCCGACAUGAAUCCGCUGUGUAGCAGAUGUAAUCUCGUCGUCUACCCCACGGAAAAAAUCAAUUGUCUGGACAAGUACUGGCAUUCGCGAUGUUUCCGCUGCGAGACCUGCAAUAUGUCUCUAAACAUGAAGAACUACAAAGGCUUUGCCAAGAGACCGUACUGCUCUGCACACUACCCCAAGGCAAACUUCACCUGCGUGGCUGACACUCCAGAGAACAUCCGCCUCAAACAGCAGAGCAAGAUGCAGAGCCAGGUUCUCUACAAGGAGGAUUUUGAAAAGAAUAAAGGGAAAGCCUUCACCGUGGUCACAGACACGCCAGAGCUGCAGAGACUCAAGAAAUCACAGGACCAAAUCAGCAACAUCAAGUACCACGAGGAGUUUGAGAAGAGCAAGGGUUCACAUGUCCAUGAGGAGAGCAAGACUCCGCAUCCACAGCCAAGCAGCCCUGCCCCAGCCGCUUACCAGCCCGUGGCCGCCUCUCAGAACUACCACUACGAUCCUACUCCUGAGCCUGUGCGCCCGGCAGCUGCCGCACCGCCUUCCAGCGCUGGGAAGCGGUACCGGGCGGUGUACGACUACGCCGCCGCCGACGAGGACGAGGUCUCCUUCAUUGACGGCGACGUGAUCGUGGACGUGCAGCAGAUCGACGAAGGCUGGAUGUACGGCCGGGUGGAGCGCACCAAUCAGCAAGGGAUGCUGCCCGCCAACUACGUGGAGGCCAUCUGAGAGAGAGAGAGAGAGAGAGAGAGAGAGAGAGAGAGAGAAAGAAGAGGUAGAGAAAAGGGAGGGAAAUGAGAAAAAAGGAAGAAAAAAAAAAAAAGACCAGUGCCAUUUCAUCUUUAACGCCGCUUCUCUUGAUUUGCCCCCCCACCCCCCUCUCCCCUUUCUCGCUGUUCAGCUCGCUAACCUCAAGCCUUCUUCUGUCUUAACUUUUUCUUGUCUGUCUGUGCUGAUGUUUGGAUGUCACUCAUCUACGUCUCUUCCACCUAUAGCACUUAAAAUCCCCCCCCCCCCCCCCCCCCCCCCCCCGGUGCAAAUAUUUGGAAAGUCCCUCAUCGUGCGCUCGCCGAUGUUUCUUUGUGUACGCGUGUACAUUUUCCUUUCCAUGACUGGAAGAAAAUUUCACCUCAGUUGCGUCUACAUUCCUUUGCUCUUUGAACCCUGGGAUCAGCAGCCAGCUGUCCAUCCUAACAGAGUGUUUUACUCUUAAUAUAUUUAUAGACCCAAUGUGAUGCGCUGCAUUGUGGGUAAUGUUGUUCGACUGGAAUCCGGAGCUCCUGCCGCUCUCGUCGGCAUUUUGUUUGUUUUUUGUUUUAAUGUCGGGCAGACACAAGAGGGAUCAGGGAUAAGUUGGGGAACGUUUGCAUGUGGGCGCAUGCCUGACUUCCCUCCCCUUUUGCCCCAACAUUUGCGUACACAGCACAACUCUGUAUUCUGACACUUUUAAACCUUUUAUUCCACCGCUUCAACAACAUUCCAAUCUUUAUUUUUCUGUUAGAUGUGAAAGAAUGUCUUAUCGAUCCUCUCCUAUCUUGUGCUCCUUUUUCCUUUGUUCGCCUUUUUUCUUUUCUUUAUCGUAAAAUGCUUCUUUUGAACAGGACAAAUUGUCAUGUGUACGAAAUAAAUAAACCAGCAACGCAAUUGAUGAAGGUGGAGGAGUUUAUAUCAAAUGCAAACAACAGCAAAAAAAGAGGUAGUGGCAGUCGGAUGAGGAAGCAGUGCAGUGGUGGAGCGAGCGGAACGCGUACGCCUGAUAUCACCAAAAAGGGCACCGUUGGUUGGGGGCCGCCACGCUUUUCUGCCGUUGCUCUCUCGACGUAGCUAGCGGACAUUUCUACAAUCGGGUAUCGUAAUAGGCGUCGUCAGUCUUUACUCACAAUUUAUUUGAUGGUUUGUUUUUGGGCCCUCUUCCGCUCUAUCUCGUCCAAGUUAUCCCGUCCUCGCCUCUACCGAGCCUUCUCCAUCUGUGCUUCUGACCCGUCAUUCCAUGCUUCUCAUCAUCGCCGCUUAUAUGUACACGUCAUCAUAGGAAUCUUGUAAUCGCGCAGGUGGAAGCUUGCAGACCAGUUUUGUGCAUCUUGUUUUUUUAAUGUCAUUUUUUAAGGAAUAAAGAUAGCAUAUGCAUAUUGACACGUUUUAAAAAAAAAAAGUACAAGACAUUGUCAGAUGUUAGGACCAGAUAUCAUCUCGUGUCACAGCACUUCAAACUGUACUUAAUGAUUCUGCAGAUUCAAUAAAAGUCAUUUUUCUCAAGA
This is a messenger RNA of Syngnathus acus (greater pipefish), 2524 nucleotides long. It is a transcript of the gene lasp1, whose product is annotated as LIM and SH3 protein 1. Gene Ontology annotation, molecular function: actin filament binding. The transcript has 7 exons. The record is from RefSeq and is a predicted model, not a curated record. Bases 273 to 995 code for a protein of 240 amino acids. Gene Ontology annotation, cellular component: focal adhesion. Lineage: Eukaryota; Metazoa; Chordata; Actinopteri; Syngnathiformes; Syngnathidae.